AGUACAAGUGUUUGUGGACUUGAAAAUUGUUUCUUAUUGACUAUUAUAAUAAAAAUAGAUUUUUCUACAUAUAAAUCCAUUAAAUUCGCAUACAACGAUGGAGUGCCAUCACCGCAUUGAAGUCCCCCUGCGCUCUGGUGGAGGAAAGAAAAUGAAGAAACGUAGGGAGCUGGACGCACUAAUAGCGCAUUCAUUGACAAAAAGAGAUACCCGCCGCGCUGUUAACUCACAAGACAAAUUAUUGUCGGUCUCCACCGACGACCCUGAAGACUACGCAUGGGUAAAUACUGUGCACAGUACGCGUCGAAAUCAUCGGAAAAAAAUAUGCUUUCGAAAAUGUGGCUCAAUUCUUUUUGGCAUUACAACCGCUUUGUUUGUGGGAAUUCUCUAUUGGCUUUAUAUUGACUUACGACAACAGAUUUCUGAUUAUCGUCAAAAAAUUGAAGAAGUUUCUGUUAUAGGUAAAAUAUUUCCAGAUACUCUCCAACAAUGGCAUGAGACUACUUCAUUCCUUAUUAAAAAUCAGACUUCAGUUACAAGCCAAAUAUAUGAAUUAACCCGCAAUGUGGAGCUUUUAGGUACAAAUUUCAGCUCACUUCAAUCGAUUGUAAGCAGUCAAGGUAACUAUAUUAAGGAUGAGAAACUAGUCGCAGACUUUGGAGCGAAACUUGAGGCAGUGGCUACUGACAUCGAAGGGCUAAAGGAGCACUUUAACAAAAACUUAGAACUACAAAAAAAUCUUGAACUGAAAACUGAGGAUUUAAAAGCUAACAUGAGCCAGCUUUCAAUCCUGCAAUCCAGUACACCGCAACUAAACUUUUCAAAUGAAAUGAGCCUGCUUAAUCAGACAAUGCAAAAUGCAUAUACAAAUUUUAAGAACAACCUUGUGAAUGUCAACAAUACGAUGAGCCAGACCGUUAAAAUGCUUAAUGGGGAAAUUCAAACGCACAAACUCAAAUUGGAUGACUUGUUAGAUCGCUCGCAAAACAUAACUUCUCAUGUUGAAACACUAAGCAAUUCUUGGUCCGAGUUUAAAGAAAAAAUCAUACUAAUAGAUGAACAAUUGAACAAUCAGAACAAGGAGAUAAUUGAAACAGCAAAAAAAAAUCGUAUUCUUGUGGUUUCAAUUGAGCAACUUAAGGCUCUGUACAAAAAACAUACAGAUAGCAUUGUUACUGUGCCAAUUUUAGAAGAAGCUAAUACUACGGAGGCUCAGCACAAUAAAAUAAAUAUAACAUCAUCGAUUACAACAAUUAAAGCUAAUAGGACAAGCUAAAUCGUAGAACCAGUUUAAGAUUCAUGAUAAUAAUGUAUUUAUUGCCUAAAUUUUAUUCAAUGUAGUUCAAUUACACCUUACUAAAUGUAAUGAUUGUUAUAGUCACUAAACUUAUAAGAUUUUGGAAUUUAAUUAAGUUAAAAAGUUGAUUUUGAUUUGAAUAUAAGCGUGUUAGAAUACAACCACUAAGCGAUGUGAUUUGUUUAAUAAAAAUAUGUAUUCUUACUCAUAAUCAAAUUUUCAGCUCGCAAUACAAGCUUAGCAUUUCAAUAUUAAUGCUGUAUUAAUUUAUAAGAAAAUCUGAAUUUAUUGUAAAACAAAAGCACUAUGUAAAUACAUACCAAAUAAUAAAACGUUAGUCUACAAAUACGUAG
Messenger RNA from Drosophila busckii, 1650 nucleotides. RefSeq lists its product as uncharacterized. NCBI's taxonomy places the organism in Eukaryota, Metazoa, Arthropoda, Insecta, Diptera, Drosophilidae. The record is from RefSeq and is a predicted model, not a curated record. The coding region runs from base 98 to 1276 and encodes 392 amino acids. The transcript has 7 exons.